AUGGCGACUGGUGUGGAGGAUCUCCUCGAGCUCCUCGACAUUCAUAUCGCCCAACGAUUCCUCGUGGUAUCGCCCGUCGACAUUGGUCUUCAUGAUCUCCUUUAUCAGCCAUAUCCUGGUGAAGUUGGCACUCUUGGACAGGCCUUUGCCGCCACUGCCACUGCCACUAUUGGCUCUACACAGUGA
Messenger RNA from Acytostelium subglobosum LB1, 186 nucleotides. RefSeq lists its product as hypothetical. The record is from RefSeq and is a predicted model, not a curated record. The transcript has a single exon. Bases 1 to 186 code for a protein of 61 amino acids. Lineage: Eukaryota; Evosea; Eumycetozoa; Acytosteliales; Acytosteliaceae.